UGGGCUUUAAUCCCUUAUCUCAAAACGUAACCCUCUCCGGAGAAGGUUAACCGUUCAGCAUACGUUACCGUGGUGAUUUACCCCGGUUGGAAGAGAACCAGCUUCGUGGGACAGAAACCCCAGAGUUGAAUCUGAACUUACCCCGAUAACCGCAAAUCUUCCUUCGUAGUACAGACCCCGGAAGAGAGAAAACUAAAGUAUUUAGGCUAGCUGUCAUUGUCGCGCAUGCGCAGUAGCAGUUGUUUUGGUUAGUCGGCCAUGGAACUAAUGUUCUAAUAAUACACCUGCGUUGUUGUUGUUGUUGUUGUCUGUGGGUAAAAGUAUAUAAUUUACCUCUUCCGGGUAAAUUAUGUCGGUGAAGCACGUCCUCUCCCGCGGGCUGGAGUUCGGCCGCUGCGUCUGUCAGCUGGGUUUCCUCAAAUCCGCCGGCCGGGUGGUCGCGGGGAAUCUGCGGGCGGCCCCGCCGGUGCGCACCGUCCAGGCCCGGGCUUUCCUGCCGACUCGCUACCGCUACUACCGCACCUCGCUGGGCGGCCUGGCCGCGCGGCUGCAGUCCGCCGCCGUCUGGAGGAGGUUCGCCGGCGGCUCCCCGCGGAACAGGUCCGUGCUCCUGGCCUUCGGUGUCGGCGUGGGCCUCAUCGAACAACAGCUGGAGGACGAGCGAGGGAGUGCGGCGGCAUGUCAGGAGAUCCAGGCCGUGUUCAGGAAGAAAAGAUUCCAGAGCCCACUCAAGCAAUUCGCCUCCGGAUACAAACUGGAGGAUUACAAAAUCGGGAACCGGAUUGGGAAAGGCUCCCACGCUGUCGUGUACGAGGCUGCGGCUCAAUUCGCCCCUGUGACGGAAAGCGGCGGCAAGUCACGCCAGAGAGAAGAGGACUUCCCCCUGGCUAUCAAGAUGAUGUGGAACUUUGGGGCUGGUUCUUUGAGCGAGGCGAUAUUGAAAUCCAUGUCCCAGGAGCUGGUGCCUGCAGCGCCCCGUGCCGUAAAGCAGGAGAAAGAACAAAUGACUCUGGAUGGACAAUUUGGAGUCCAGCCCAAAAGAAUGUCGGUGCAUCCUAAUGUGAUCAGAGUGUACCGCGCUUUCACAGCGGACGUCCCACCGCUACCCGGUGCCCGGGAGCAGCAUCCGGACGACAGCGCCGGUCUGGGCAACAACCGCACUCUUUUCGUGGUCAUGAAGAACUAUCCGUGCACGCUGCGACUCUUCCUGGAGGUGACCACACCGAGCCACAGGGUGGGCGCUCUGAUGCUGCUGCAGCUGCUGGAGGGGGUCGACCAUCUGUGCCGACAGGGCGUCGCCCACAGAGAUCUCAAGUCCGACAACGUGCUGUUGGAAUUCGACUCGGGUUACUGCCCUCGUUUAGUGAUCGCUGAUUUCGGCAGCUGCCUGGCCCAGAGGGACUCGAGUCUACAGCUGCCCUUCAGUGGUGCGUGGGUGGACAGAGGAGGGAGCGCUUCGCUUAUGGCGCCCGAGGUGGCCACUGCAGUUCCAGGAUCUGGUGUGGUGAUUGACUACAGCAGAGCGGAUGCCUGGGCCGUGGGCGCCAUCGCCUACGAGAUAUUCGGCCAGCGCAACCCGUUCGACGGAGCGGUGGGACUGGAGAGCAGGAGUUACGAGGAGAAGCAGCUUCCUCCGCUGCCCGCCGCUGUUCCGGCCGAUGUCCAGUCGGUGAUCCGACUGCUCCUCAGGAGGAAGCCGAGCAAGCGCCCCAGUGCCCGUGUCGCAGCCGACAUGCUGCACCUCAGCCUCUGGGGACGAAAGGCCCUGGUCGGUCACGACAGUGCGGGCAUGAGGAAGCUGGCUGAUUGGCUGCUGUGCCAGUCCGCUGUGGUUCUGCUGAGGGGCUGUAGCGGACCGAAGGGGGACAGCGUGGAGGCGGAGCUCCAGAGGUGCUUCCUGUCCAACCUGGAGCUGGAGGACCUGCGCACUGCUGCGGGCUUCCUGCUGUACGGAUGAGAGUGGUGUAAGGCCUGCACACUGUCUGCACACUCAAACACGUGGAUAGACGGGGGAGCUAGUGUCAUAUUCAACAAAUCUAUAUUUGAAAUAUGUAGAGGCUUAGCCUUAACAUCUGCUUCGUAGAGGAGCAACGGCCCUGUGCUCUUACACUUUCAGCAUUUAUUGUGAAUUGUCAAAUUAGUGUCAUUUGCAGCUGAAGUCAGUUUCCCAGAAUGAAUUCUCAGAAAUGUGUGAACUUGUUUUCACUCAUCAUCAUCAGCUUGAUUUUAGCAAUUUCCAGGUCUGGAUAACUCAGGAAAAAAUGAAAAGAAUAUUUGUGUUUCCAAACGUGAAUCCAAAGAUUUAAGUAUAUUAACGAUCUGUCCUAAUCUCUCUAGUCUGGUGAAUCAUUUUCCACGGUCGCCAUAGCAACACACUCUCUGUACCUGCCACUGCCACUACGGUAUUUAGUUCAAAUAUGACUAUGACAGGCGGACGGAUACUGUAAGUAGUUCCUAUCAACCAGGCAUUAUUGAUCUAUUGAUCGACACUGCACACAUUUUUUGUCCAUCAAACUCAUUAAUCCACUGGUUUCCUGCGGGUGUAUUUGUACGGUUUAGGGUCAAACAAUCACUUCUACCUUCGUUCUCCUGUUUUGCACAACAUGUAAAAAUGUCCCUCCAUCAUUUUACUACUUAAUUUUCAUGAUGAUGAUGAUGAGGCUUUUUUCAGUCUUGUGGUUUGCACUUUAUCUCCCUGUUUGCACUUGCUUUUGUUGCUAGUUUAUAUAUAUAUAUAAUACAGCUCAUAUUCUGGUAUAUCUAUUUGAAGGAUUUGAAUAGAUGGUGAUGAUUCAACCCUUUCACUUCAUCUUUAAUCAAAACCAGUCUGUUAAUUCUACAAUUUCAGCACCUUUAAGUACAGUAUCACAUAAUCAUGUGGUCAGUUUGAGAGAAAAAGUUUUUAAAAUGGUGGGAAAAUAGUUUUUAAUGCUAAAAAAAUAUAUUUUGGGAUGUACAGUAUGUAGACCUUUCUGCUGUGUUUCGGAAAUAAAGGCAUCUGUGCGAAAAGUU
Messenger RNA from Scophthalmus maximus (turbot), 3012 nucleotides. It is a transcript of the gene pink1, whose product is annotated as PTEN induced kinase 1. NCBI's taxonomy places the organism in Eukaryota, Metazoa, Chordata, Actinopteri, Pleuronectiformes, Scophthalmidae. Bases 350 to 1957 code for a protein of 535 amino acids. Gene Ontology annotation, molecular function: protein serine/threonine kinase activity; ATP binding. The record is from RefSeq and is a predicted model, not a curated record. Gene Ontology annotation, biological process: positive regulation of mitochondrial fission; autophagy of mitochondrion; protein phosphorylation. The transcript is spliced from 8 exons. Gene Ontology annotation, cellular component: mitochondrion.